GUAUAAAUUGUCUUGAAGGUGAUUCAAAGGUAAUACUCAGCGCCGCCCGCUCCAUCAAAAACCUCACAUCUCUCUCUUCCUUCCUCCUCCAUCUCCAUGGCUCUUUGUUACCACCACCUCCUUCACCUGCCCUCGCGCCGCUCUCUGUUACCCAGUACCCCCUCCUUAGCCUCCUAUCUGCCGCCUCUCCUCAAGCCCUUCCCAAAUUCCCGUCUCCCCCUCACUGGCCUCCUACACCACUUCGUCCCCCGCGCCUCAGCCCGGCGGGAGGCGGAGAGGCCGGAUGCCGCGGGACUUCAUCCUGUGGGGGGAAAACGUACGGACAUCAAGAAGAUUAUGAUCCUGGGCGCCGGGCCGAUCGUGAUCGGGCAGGCGUGCGAGUUCGAUUACUCCGGCACGCAGGCGUGCAAAGCCCUGGUGGACGAGGGCUACGAGGUGGUGCUGGUGAAUUCCAAUCCAGCUACCAUCAUGACCGACCCUGACCUCGCCCACCGCACCUAUGUGGGACCCAUGACUCCGGAGCUGGUCGAGCAGGUGCUCGAUGCCGAGCGGCCUGAUGCCAUCCUCCCCACGAUGGGCGGCCAGACUGCUCUCAAUCUCGCUGUCGCGCUCGCGGAGUCUGGCGCCCUUGCUCGCCGCGGGAUCGAGCUUAUUGGCGCCAAGCUGGAUGCCAUCCGCGCCGCUGAGGACCGCGACCUCUUCAAGCGCGCUAUGGAUCGCAUCGGCCUCCGCACGCCGCCGUCUGGCAUCGGCACUACCCUGGAUGAGUGUCUAGCCAUUGCCGAAGACAUCGGUGGUUUCCCCCUCAUUAUACGUCCUGCCUUCACCCUUGGCGGCACUGGUGGUGGCAUCGCGUACAACGGCGACGAGUUUGAAGCUAUUUGUCGCGCUGGACUUGCCGCUAGCCUUACAUCCCAGGUCCUGGUCGAAAAAUCACUUCUUGGGUGGAAAGAGUACGAGCUGGAGGUUAUGCGUGACCUUGCCGACAAUGUCGUGAUCAUCUGCUCAAUUGAGAACAUUGAUCCCAUGGGUGUACACACAGGGGAUUCAAUCACAGUGGCACCUGCACAGACAUUGACGGAUAAGGAGUACCAGAGGUUGAGGGACUAUUCGGUGGCAAUCAUUCGAGAAAUCGGGGUGGAAUGCGGGGGCUCUAAUGUGCAGUUCGCAGUUAAUCCAGUGGAUGGGGAGGUUAUGGUGAUUGAGAUGAACCCUAGAGUCUCAAGAUCAUCCGCACUUGCCUCAAAAGCAACUGGCUUUCCCAUUGCUAAGAUGGCUGCUAAGCUGUCUGUGGGUUAUACCCUUGAUCAGAUUCCAAAUGAUAUCACCAAGAAAACGCCAGCUAGUUUUGAGCCAUCUAUAGACUAUGUGGUUACAAAGAUCCCUCGAUUUGCCUUUGAGAAAUUUCCUGGUUCAGAACCAAUCUUAACAACCCAGAUGAAAUCGGUGGGUGAAGCAAUGGCACUCGGUAGGACUUUCCAAGAGUCCUUCCAAAAGGCAGUUAGAUCGUUGGAGUCUGGAUAUUCUGGGUGGGGUUGUGCACGUAUCAAGGAACUCAACUGGGAUUGGGAUCAGUUGAAGUACAGUAUGAGAGUGCCUAAUCCAGAUCGUAUACACGCUGUAUAUGCAGCAAUGAAGAAAGGAAUGAACAUAGAAGAAAUUCAUGAGCUGAGUCUUAUUGACAAAUGGUUUCUUUUCCAACUAAAAGAGUUGGUAGAUGUGGAACAAUUCCUCUUGUCACAGAAGUUGGACCAGCUGACAAAGGAUGAUAUGUAUGAAAUUAAAAGGAGAGGCUUUAGUGAUAAGCAGAUAGCAUAUGCAACAUCUUCCUCUGAGGGAGAUGUACGAAAAAAACGCUUGUCACUAGGUGUGAUCCCCGCAUACAAAAGGGUUGAUACAUGUGCUGCAGAGUUUGAGGCAAACACUCCCUACAUGUACUCCUCUUAUGAUUUUGAAUGCGAAUCAACUCCCACUCAAAAGAAAAAAGUGCUGAUAUUGGGAGGUGGACCAAAUCGUAUUGGCCAGGGUAUUGAGUUUGAUUACUGCUGCUGUCAUGCUGCUUUUGCCCUUAAAGAGAACGGAUAUGAGACAAUCAUGAUGAAUUCCAACCCGGAGACUGUAUCCACAGACUAUGACACUAGUGAUCGUUUGUACUUUGAACCUUUGACUAUCGAGGAUGUUUUAAAUGUGAUUGACUUGGAGAGGCCUGAUGGCAUUAUCGUGCAGUUUGGUGGGCAAACACCGCUAAAGCUUGCUCUUCCUAUACAACAUUACCUCGAAGAGCAAAAAUUGUUAUCUUCCACUGGAACAGGGCUUGUUCAAAUAUGGGGAACAUCACCUGAUUCCAUUGACGCUGCGGAAGAUAGAGAACGGUUUAAUGCAAUUCUCAAUGACCUUGAGAUCGAACAACCUAAAGGAGGCAUAGCAAAGAGUGAAAGAGAUGCCAUCUCAAUUGCCAGUGACAUUGGCUAUCCUGUUGUAGUCAGACCUUCAUAUGUCUUGGGUGGACGAGGAAUGGAAAUAGUUUAUAGUGAUGAUAAACUGGUAAAAUACCUUGAGACUGCAGUAGAGGUGGAUCCAGAACGUCCUGUCUUGAUAGAUAAGUAUCUCAAUGAUGCCAUUGAAAUCGAUGUUGAUGCAUUAGCUGACUUCAAGGGGAAUGUGGUGAUUGGUGGCAUUAUGGAGCACAUAGAGCAAGCUGGUGUUCAUUCUGGUGAUUCAGCAUGUUCACUUCCCACAAAAACUGUGUCAAGUAAGUGCUUAGAUAUAAUUAAACAAUGGACGACAAAGCUGGCCAAACGACUAAGUGUAUGUGGGCUUAUGAAUUGUCAGUAUGCUAUUACUGCUGCUGGAGAUGUAUAUCUUCUCGAGGCAAAUCCACGCGCUUCUCGCACUGUCCCUUUUGUUUCUAAAGCUAUUGGUCACCCACUGGCAAAAUAUGCUUCCCUUGUUAUGUCAGGAAAAACUUUGCAUGAACUUGGAUUCACAAAGGAGGUGGUCCCAAGGCAUGUGUCGGUGAAGGAGGCUGUACUUCCUUUUGAAAAAUUCCAAGGUUGUGAUGUGCUUCUUGGUCCAGAGAUGCGUAGCACUGGAGAAGUUAUGGGAAUUGACUUCGACUUUCAUGUGGCUUUUGCCAAGGCACAGAUUGCUGCUGGCCAGAAGCUGCCGGUUACUGGUACAAUAUUUCUCAGCCUAAAUGAUCUGACAAAGCCACACCUUGCUUCCCUUGCUCGUGGAUUCCUGGAACUCGGUUUCAAAAUUGUCGCAACUUCUGGGACAGCUAGAGUACUAGAAUUGGAGGGUAUCCCAGUUGAGGUUGUUUUUAAAAUGCAUGAAGGGAGACCUCAUGCAGGGGAUAUGUUAGCAAAUGGAGACAUACAAGCUAUGGUAAUAACAAGUUCAGGUGAUGCACUUGAUGCAAUUGAUGGAAGGCAACUGAGGAGAAUGGCAUUGGCAUACAAGAUCCCAAUUAUAACUACAGUGGCCGGAGCCAUGGCUACUGUGGAAGCUAUUAAGAGCUUGAAGCAUAGCUCUAUCCAAAUGUUGGCCUUGCAAGAUUAUUUUAAUGUUCCAGAGCAACAGUUAAAAUUGCAGGCAGCUUCAUCUUCUGUUUAAGCUUGCAUUCCCUUGAUAUACAGAGUGUCAGCUACAGAGUCAAUCAAGCAACUUGGUAAGACUUCAUCUGCUUGUCAGUUAUCGUCGGCUAAUCACUGUCAUUAACGACGCUCUAAUUGAGUUGGAGUUAACUUUUGUUCCAAUAUGGCAAACUCUGAAGCCAAGUAGCGAGUAAUUGGAAUGGUAGCUUGUGGUUUCUCCUUGCAGCAAUGAGGAAAAUGAAACAGAAAGUGGUAAAUUUAUAUUCAUGUGUGCAAAUAAUUUCAAUCUUUACAGUAAAAGAAUAGUGAGAUUUGCUGGAAUCAAUAACUUAUGUAUCCGAAUCUAAUGUCUUGUAAUGUUUGGAUUUCCCAUCU
This is a messenger RNA of Zingiber officinale, 3971 nucleotides long. RefSeq names its product carbamoyl-phosphate synthase large chain, chloroplastic-like. Gene Ontology annotation, molecular function: ATP binding; metal ion binding. The coding region runs from base 97 to 3615 and encodes 1172 amino acids. The transcript is spliced from 4 exons. Gene Ontology annotation, cellular component: cytoplasm. NCBI's taxonomy places the organism in Eukaryota, Viridiplantae, Streptophyta, Magnoliopsida, Zingiberales, Zingiberaceae. Gene Ontology annotation, biological process: L-glutamine metabolic process. The record is from RefSeq and is a predicted model, not a curated record.